This is a messenger RNA of Helicoverpa armigera (cotton bollworm), 2732 nucleotides long. Its product is annotated as E3 ubiquitin-protein ligase COP1. Gene Ontology annotation, biological process: proteasome-mediated ubiquitin-dependent protein catabolic process. NCBI's taxonomy places the organism in Eukaryota, Metazoa, Arthropoda, Insecta, Lepidoptera, Noctuidae. Gene Ontology annotation, molecular function: ubiquitin protein ligase activity; protein binding. Bases 349 to 2550 code for a protein of 733 amino acids. The transcript is spliced from 4 exons. The record is from RefSeq and is a predicted model, not a curated record.
AGGGACUGACCCAAUUUAAAUAUUUUUGCUGGCAAUUUUAAAGUGCCAAACGUCAAAGUGGACUGAUACGCGAGUGUUGUUAAAAAUCGUAGUAAAAUGCAUAAAAUCGUAAUUACAAACGAUGGGGUUUGGUGUUGAGGCAUGUUUUGUGUGUGAAACAUUAAGUGUAAACAGUUGUGCAAGUGAACAAGCAGAGCGGUGGAGGACUUUCCCGCUGGUGAGCCGGGGCGGUGUCGUAGCGCGGAGGCUGAGGCCCGAGCAGCGCGCACAGGCGGCGGGCGGCCACGGCGCCCUAGCAUGUGUCUCCGGUCAUCGUGCUGGCCGCUCUCAACAAUAAUAUAGGCGAGCAUGUCGGGCUCGGCGGCGGGCGGCAGCGCGGCGGCGGGCGGGCUGGGCGGCGCGCUGGGCGGCCUGGGCGGCUCGCUGGAGGACAAGGACUGCGACCUGCUGUGCCCCGUGUGCUUCGAGCUCAUCGACGAGGCCUACGUCACGCGCUGCGGACACUCCUUCUGCUAUGCCUGCAUCAGCAAGGCGGUGGAGCUGCACCGGCGCUGCCCCAAGUGCGGCGCGGCGCUGGCGUCCCGCGACCACAUCUUCCCCAACUUCCUGCUCAACGAGCUGGUGGCGCGGCGGCGCGUGCGGGCCCGCGCCUCGCCCGCGCCCGCGCCCCGCGCGUGUGUCCGCGCGCUGGUGGCGGCCGAGGCGCGGCGCCUGCCGCUGGCCGACGUGGACGCCAUGCUGGAGCUGCUGACGCGGCGCAAGCGGCUGCUGGAGGCGGAGUGCGCGGCCUCGCACCACCGCCUGCUGUACGAGUUCCUGGCGGCGCUGCACCGCAACCGCGCGCACCAGCUGGAGAGCAUCGCGCGCGAGGCCGCGCUCGUGCGCCGCGACAUGGAGCACGUGGCCGCCGUGCUGGCCGACCUGCGCCGCGGCGCCGCCGGCCUGGCGCGGCUGCCGCCCGCGGACCCCGCCGAGCAGGCGGAGGCGGGCGACGCGCCCGACGCCGUGCAGGCGCUGCGCCGCGAGCUCGCAGACCUGGCCGGCAGCGUCGGCGACACGGCGGCUACUACCGACGGAGGAUCAUUAGUGGACGUGGGCGGCUCUGGCGCGGGUGAGGAGGAGAGCUUCGCGGGCGGCGCGGCGGCCGGCGGCGACGCGCUCGCCGCGCGCUGGCGACGCCUGCACGCGCACUUCGACGACUUCGUGCAGUGUUACUUCGCUCACCGCGCGGAUGAGCUGUACUUCCCGGGCUCGUCGUCCGCGACACCCGCGCCCCCCGCCUUCCCCACCCCCGAGAGCACGGGACCCGGCAGCGCGGGGCCUGCCAGUGCCGCCGGCGGCAGCCCACUGGGCCCCGCCGCGCCCGACGCCGACCACGUGCCGCAGGGGCCCGAGCCGCGCGCCUCGCAGCACGGCGGCGACCAGCGCGCGCCCGACGACGCGCCGCCCGGCACGCAGGCGCCGAGCGCGGGGCCGCAGGGGCCCGAGGCGGAGGGGGCCCGGGCGGCGCUGCGGCCGCGGGGGCUGGACGCGUUCCGCGAGGACCUGCUGGCCUUCACGCGGUACCGCGCGCUGCGGCCGCUCGCCACGCUGUCGUACUGCAGCGACGCCAUCAACUACUCCACCAUCGUGUCCACCAUCGAGUUCGACAAGGACGACGAGUUCUUCGCCAUCGCCGGCGUCACCAAGCGCAUCAAGGUGUUCGAGUACGAGAGCGUGGUGCGCGACUGCGUCGACGUGCACUACCCCUGCGCCGAGAUGCAGUGCAGCCACAAGAUCUCGUGCGUGUCGUGGAACGCCUACCACAAGAACGUGCUGGCGUCGGCCGACUACGAGGGCACGGUGGCGGUGUGGGACGCGGGCACCGGCCAGAGGACCCGAGCCCUGCACGAGCACGACAAGCGCUGCUGGUCCGUGCACUUCAACCGCGCCGACGUGCGGCUGCUGGCGAGCGGCUCGGACGACGCGCGCGUCAAGCUGUGGGCGCUGAACGCCGAGCGGUCCGUGGCCACGCUGGAGGCCAAGUUCAACGUGUGCUGCGUGCGCUUCAACCCGCGCUCGUCGUGCCACCUGGCCUUCGGCUCGGCCGACCACUGCGUGCACUACUACGACCUGCGCGCGCCGCGCGAGCCGCUGGCCGUGUUCCGCGACCACCGCAAGGCCGUCUCCUACGUCAAGUUCCUGGACGCCCGCACCCUGGUGUCGGCCAGCACGGACUCGGCGCUGAAGCUGUGGCGCGUGGAGUCGCCGCGCUGCGUGCGCAGCUUCACGGGCCACGCCAACGAGAAGAACUUCGUGGGGCUGGCGACGGACGGGCGCUACGUGGCGUGCGGCUCGGAGAACAACGCGCUGUACGUGUACUACGCGGGGCUGUCGCGGCCGCUGCUGGCGUACCGCUUCGACGCCGUGCGCGGCUUCCUGGAGCGCGAGCGGCGCGACGAGGAGCCCUCGGAGUUCGUGUCGGCCGUCUGCUGGCGCCGCCACGCCGCCGAGCGCGUGCUGCUCGCCGCCAACUCGCAGGGCACCAUCAAGGUGCUGGAGCUCGUCUAGACGAGCUCCCACUUCAAAUCCUCUAUAUUUUUAAUAAGACUUUUAUUCUGUCUGCGAUAGUACUGUAAGUAGCGAUGUGGCGGGCAGUGUACGCUACGUGUAUGUGUAGCAGUGUCGGACUCGUGCCAAACUGUAGCAUAGUGUAUAUGUGUCGCGCAGUAAAGUGUCCCUUACCACUCCCA